Molecule: messenger RNA, 3166 nt
Organism: Ornithorhynchus anatinus (platypus)
Lineage: Eukaryota; Metazoa; Chordata; Mammalia; Monotremata; Ornithorhynchidae
Gene: CHST11
Product: carbohydrate sulfotransferase 11
Exons: 4
Coding region: 53-1111 (352 amino acids)
Biological process (GO): carbohydrate biosynthetic process; proteoglycan biosynthetic process
Cellular component (GO): membrane
Molecular function (GO): sulfotransferase activity
Source: RefSeq, a predicted model, not a curated record
CAGUUCCCGAGCCUCCCCUCCCUUUCCCCCCUCCUGCACCCAGGACAAAGCCAUGAAGCAGGCUCUCCUGGAAGUAAUGAGGAUGAACAGGAUUUGCAGAAUGGUCUUGGUCACUUGCUUGGGAUCCUUUAUCCUAGUCAUCUUCUAUUUCCAAAGUAUGUUGCAUCCAGUCAUGCGUAGGAAUCCAUUUGGAGUGGACAUCUGCUGUCGGAAGGGCUCUAGGAGCCCACUGCAGGAGCUCUACAACCCAACUCAGCUCGAGCUGUCGAACACGGCGAUCCUCCACCAGAUGAGGAGAGACCAGGUCACGGACACCUGUCGGGCCAACAGCGUGUCCAGCAGGAAACGCCGCGUGCUGACUCCGAAUGACCUCCGGCACCUGGUGGUGGAUGAAGAUCACGAGCUCAUCUACUGCUACGUGCCCAAAGUGGCUUGCACCAACUGGAAGAGAGUCAUGAUGGUCUUAACGGGCCGGGGAAAAUACAGCGAUCCCAUGGAGAUUCCAGCCAAUGAAGCCCACAUCUCUUCCAACCUGAAGACCCUCAACCAGUACAGCAUCCCAGAGAUCAAUCACCGCUUGAAAAGCUACAUGAAGUUUCUGUUCGUCCGCGAGCCCUUCGAGAGACUUGUGUCGGCCUACAGGAACAAAUUCACCCAGAAGUACAACACCUCCUUUCACAAGCGCUAUGGCACAAAGAUUGUCAAGCGCCAGAGGAAGAACGCCACCCAGGAGGCCCUGCGCAGAGGGGAUGACGUGAAAUUUGAGGAGUUCGUGGCCUAUCUCAUUGACCCCCACACCCAGAGAGAGGAGCCGUUCAACGAACACUGGCAAACCGUGUACUCCCUCUGCCAUCCCUGCCACAUCCAUUAUGACCUCGUGGGCAAAUAUGAGACGCUCGAAGAGGAUUCCAAUUACAUCCUUCAGCUGGCGGGAGUAGGCAGCUACCUGAAGUUCCCCACCUAUGCAAAGUCUACGCGAACUACUGAUGAAAUGACCACGGAAUUCUUCCAGAAUAUCAGUUCGGAGCAUCAGACACAGCUGUUCGAGGUGUACAAACUUGAUUUUUUAAUGUUCAAUUACUCAGUGCCAAGCUACCUGAAACUGGAAUGAAGAGAGAGCGGGAAUGACGCCUGUUUUAUUUAAGAUUUUUAUUUGUCCAAAUGAAUAUAUGGGUACUGGGUUAUUUUGUAAAUUAAGAUUUCUUUUUGAAUGAUGCUGCGAGCAGCACAGUGAGAAUUAUUUAAUUCAUUUGUAGGGAAGGACAGCUCUCUUGGCAGGCUAACAGAAUGGUGAUGUCCUCGUUUUAGAAAUGAAUACUGCAACAUUGUUUCAAACUUUAAUUGCGUUCUGGUGAAUUUCAUUUAAUCGUGCAUUCUUCAACUUCUGCCUAAUGUUAUUUAUAGCUAUUUAAACGUGGUCUCUGGGUAGCGGCAGCAGAAUUCUAGUGCUUUGCCAAAAGAAAUAUGUUUUAUACUUUAUUGGAUGGAGCCCAAGUUGGGCCACUACUGUCUUCGGUAUUAACCUCCGAUGGAGCCGAUGGGUAACAAUUGUUGAAAAAUAUUUAUUGAGUCUGCAAUUUUGGAAAUUCCGGGAGCAAUAAAAAGGUUGAUACUGCACUCCAAAAAGAUGACGAGCCUUCCAACUCUGAAGAGGAAGGAUUAAGAGCAGAUUUGUAAUAGGACUUUAUAGAGAUCCCUGAUGGAGACAAAUGUGAAAACUUGUAACCCAAGGCGAGGAAAAAGCCUUAGUGUUUGUGUUUGUUGAAGGCGGCCAAGGGCCGUCCCUAGCAGAUUCCAAAAGGAUUCUAAGUUAGGUGACGGGUGAAGUGUCCGUUGCUAGAGAUUGAUUUAUGUUCUGUAUCGCCAUAGGUGGGAACUGUAAGGGCCGACCCCCAAAACCCCCAGAAGGAUGAUAGGGAGAAAUGGCCCGUGUGAUCACGCUCUCUUCCUAAGUGGCAAUAUCCUAUUCCCUUCUCAAGAAUUGUUGCCUUCACAGCCUCUUUUCCCCUAGCCUAGUGAUACUUUCUAUUUAUUGUUCCUCAUUAACACUCAGUCUGUGCUUCUGAUUUUGCACCAUUUCCUAUUACACCAGGAGUAGAGUAUGAGACACGUCCCUUUUCUAGAAGGUGAGUGUGGAGGUAGCAGCCGUUUGUCUUUCUGUAUAUAACGAGAAUUUGCGGUGGGUUUUUGUUUUGUUGUCUUAAGGCAACAUCUAGUGCUGGAAUGAAUACAGACUUUCCAAACAGACUGGAUAAUUUAUUCACAGAAACUAUUAAAAGUGUAUUAUAAGAUGCCUAGAAAGCUCAGUGAGCAAGCAGUAGCGGCAUCUCCAAGUGAUCGACUGUCUAUAUCUAACGGGAGACCUGAAGCCGUAGCCACGGUUGAAAUACUAUUUGUGAAAUGUGACAGAUCUUCUACCAGGUUGCCUCGUUCAGGGAAGACGGCGCCGAGAACAAAGUCAUUGUAGCUCUAGAGAUGUAAAAAUGGACAGUCUAUUUUACAGGGCCUAUUUGCCUCGGGCUCAACCGGAAUAGUGGAGGUCAGCCCUCUCCGUUUCCUCCUUCUGCCAUACAGCACGUCUAGACGGGCACCACAGGUGACGGCGUCCCUAAACCCACAACUGGUGAUCUUGAAUCAGAGCGGGAUUUUGUUUUUCAAAAAUCCUCCUUCCCUCCAAAUCCGCUCACCUCAAGGAUGCCCGUGGUUUCCCCAGCAAGGCUGUUUCAAGAGCUAGCUGUCAAGUCUCAUCCACUGCAACAAAGAGUGAAUUUUUCCACAGGUUAAGAGAGCUUCUUCAAGUAGGCUGGACCUUUGAUGUUGUAAGGUGAAUUGUGGCCUGCUGCACUUUUUCAGGUACAAAAGGGACUGUCUUUACGAUUACUCUUGUUACAGAGAGUGUUAUUUUCUUACGUGCAUGCACAGUAUAUAUUAUGUACAUAUAAUUUAACAUCUAUGUGGGUUUGGAUUUUUUUUUUACCUAUUUGUAUGCAGUAGAAGGCUUGUUGUAGAAAACUCCUCGUAUCUUAAUGUACUGUUAAAGAAAGAAGCUGAAUUAUUAGAUUGCCAACAAAAGCGUAAAAUGUCCAUGAACCUUCCUCAAAAAAAAAAGCCAUUCAAGCCUGAUUAUUUUUCUAAGUAACUUCAAUUAAAUUGAAGAAAGAAAAAA